AUGCAGCAGAAAAUGUUAGACUUGGUUCAUGAAUCUCAUCUUGGUAUCGUGAAGUGCAAGAGUAGAGCACGGGAGUCUAUGUAUUGGCCGGGCAUGGCAGCGCAAAUAGAGAAUAAAAUAUCCCAGUGUAUAAUUUGUGCUGAAGUUCAGAAUUCCAAUCCAAAGGAACCAAUGACGUGUACAGAGUUACCAGAUCGUCCAUGGUCCAAGAUAGCAUCUGACAUUUUUGUAUACAAGCAGAACCAUUACCUACUCACUGUAGAUUAUUACUCGAAAUGGCCAGAGAUAAUCAUCUUAAAAGACCUUUCAUCACUACAAGUCAUCAACUCGCUUAAAAGCAUGUAUUCCAAGUACGGGAUUCCUGAUGAGUUAGUGUCAGACAAUGGUCCUCAGUAUGCGAGCAAGGAGUUCAAAGAUUUUACCAAAGAGUAUGAAUUUACACACACAACAUUUAGUCCAUUGUAUCCUAAAUCUAAUGGACAGGCGGAGAGAAUGGUGCAGACAGUCAAGCGGCUUCUCAAGAAAAACACAGACCCUUACAAAGCGUUGAUGGAUUAUCGCAACACAGAAAUCCAAGGACUAGGACAGUCACCCUCACAGAUGUUUCUAGGACGUCGUCUGAAAACAAACUUACCUAUUGCAGCAGAUCUACUUCGUCCUAAGGACAACAACAUGCAGAAGAAACUAGAAGCCAGACAGUUGCAGUACAAGAAAAUUUAUGAUCGCACAGGAACUAAGAGUCUUCCGAAUUUGGACACAGGAGAUAACGUUAUGCUACAAGAUGGCAAAACAUGGAGACACGCGACCGUGGAAUCCAAAAUACCACUACCAAAAUCCUUUAUCGUAUCGUGUGAUGGGAAAAAGUAUCGUCGAAACCGCUGUAUGCUGAAAAAGACAAAUUCCGUAAAACCCACACAGGAAAUCAGUGAGGAUUUCGAUUUCCAGAUUCCAGAGAGUAGUGCUGAAGAACAUGUUCCGCUAAAGCCGUCUUCAGAGUCUCGCGAGUGCGCAAAACAAUCUCCAGAUGAAACCGUCAAAACCAGAUCAGGACGUCCUGUGAAUGUUCCAUCCAAAUUUGCAGAAUAUGUUAUGCAACCAGUUUAA
This is a messenger RNA of Saccostrea cuccullata (small rock oyster), 1104 nucleotides long. RefSeq lists its product as uncharacterized. Gene Ontology annotation, molecular function: nucleic acid binding. The record is from RefSeq and is a predicted model, not a curated record. Lineage: Eukaryota; Metazoa; Mollusca; Bivalvia; Ostreida; Ostreidae. The transcript has a single exon. Gene Ontology annotation, biological process: DNA integration. The coding region runs from base 1 to 1104 and encodes 367 amino acids.